GGUUAGCCCGGUAGGCUUAUGCUGGAGUGAGAGUGCUGAAUAAAGUUGCCUUUGUACCCCGUCUUACUACAGGGAAGUUAAGUGAAGGAAGAGCUGCUAAAAUGACAGGCGGCAUAGGCGACAGUUCAGGCAAGGUCCUGACCCUCGAUGACCUCAUCGAGGCGAUGGACAAGCGGGAGAGAACGCCGAGAAGUGUCCCCAAAGUCGACACCUUCCACUUCAAUGGGGAACGAGUCUCUGAGUGGCUGGACCUAGUGGAGCAAGCCUUGGUGGGAGUACCAGACGAGACGAAAUUCAAACGCAUCCUACAGUAUGUGCUCCAUAAGCACCACCCGGAAGUGCAGAAGGUGGUCGACGACGCUAACGGCGACUGGGCUAAAUUUAGGGAAGGAAUGCAGCGGAAGUAUAGGUUGGGGGAUGGCCUGCUGACUAUGGCGGACCUAGAGGCAAUGAAUAGGGACGACUUCACCACCAUUGGGGCAUUCCUGCAAGAAUUCAAAAAGAAGGCGAGAAAGGUAUAUGGGAUAUCAGAGGAGGUGCAGUGCGUCGUCUUCCUGGGGCUGCUCACCGCAUCUGAGACAGUUGAGCUAACAAGCCAUGGGGGAGGAAAUGCCAAACUUACCUGGGCCACCAUUGACAGAGGGGUGGAGGUUGGAGGCCUCGACCAGGUCGAGCAGCACCAGGUGAGACUGCAGAGGCAGAAACGGAAGGAAAGGGAUGCGGCUGGAUCACCAGGAGUAAAGAAGAUCAUAACCGACGUAUUAGCAGGGUUAGACCCGGUGAUACAGCGGAAGGUGACGGUGGCGGUCCAGGAAAAGGGCAAGGAGGCCGUGGUGGAGGACGCUACCCAAGAAGGAUGGGAAGAGGAGGAACCGGUACCUCCUCACCUUACGAAGGCGCGGCAAUCAGAGAAGAGAAAGGAAACAGUGGAAGUGGAAGAUGAUGACGACGAUGAAGAGGAGGAUGACAAGCUACGUCAGGAAGAAGAUCAGAGGGCCGAGCAACGAGCCAAGAAGAGGGAGAGUCGGGGAGCAGUUGAACCAGUCGUGCGGGACGUACCGCCAAAGAGGAAGAAGUACGCGGUUCGGUUAGAGGAAGGAUUUGAUGUAGAGCGAGUGAUUGACAGGCUGCUUGAGGGCCAUAAUGAUUUAAUGACCCUCAAGGAGAUCCUGGCUUCUACGCCAAGGCUCCGCAAUGAGUUGAAGGGUAGGCUGUCAAGGCGACUGGUGCCGAACGUUCACCUCAGCGUGAUCCUACCCAAGGAGAUGGAAUGGGCAGAGCCAGGGACGAAAAUGGAUUGGAAAUGUGUGGCUUGUGGCGUGGUGGAUCUAGCGGUGAAAGGCUCUAAGUGCACGGCCAUGGUUGAUACGGGCGCUGAAAUGAAUAUCAUCCGAGAGGCCGACGCCGUCAGGUUUGGACUGGAGAUAGAUCGCUCGGACUGCGGUAUCCUGCACGGGGCCAACAACAAGGCUGUGUUUUGUGGAACAGCCUCGAAUGUGCUAUUGGAGAUUGGCAGGGCGAAGGCGCGGGCGUGUUUCUUUGUGAUGCCUGAUGUGGACCACAGCCUCCUCCUGGGGAGGUCCUUCCUAUGCACGACGGAGACUUUGAUGUAUAAUAAGCAUGAUGGGUCGUUGAUCAUGAUUUUAUGUGAUCCAGCGUGCGGGAAUUACGAAGUGGUUACCUGCCGGAACACUGGGUCAAGGAGCCUCAGGAACAGGCCCAACCCUGGCUCUUUCACGAUUGAGGAGUCAGAAGACACGCAUCGGAGGUUUAUGGCAGAGCCCGAGGAGGAAGUAGAAGGUGAAGCCUUCUCACUCAGCCUGUCGGAUGUGGGAAAGGCCAUGGAUAUAGUGGCCACGCACGAGAUGGUCGACCCGGAUGCCAUUCAGGCGCUGAGGGAGCAGGUUCUGGAGUAUCCCCAGAUAGGGGAAAUGGAGUUGGUAUACCGGCUUCCUAAGGGGGUAAUGGAUCCGGCGGUGGCGCAGGCACAGGCACGAGCGGCAAUUCCCGUUCUGGUUACCGAGGACGAGGAGGUGUACUACGAACGGGAGCGAGCGUUGAUACGGCGGAUGAGGGAAAGCGCGUCAGAAGGGCCAUGCCGUAUCAAUGAGGAGAACGAAGGGAAGUUGAUAGUGGGAGAACCGGACUUCCUACUACCUCGGGAAAGAGCCCUGAUGGUGGAGCUGAUGAAGAAAAGACAUUGCGCCUAUGCAUUCAACGACGAGGAGCGUGGCAGGUUGGAUGUGGACAAGAUUCCAAUGAUCCGCAUCCAUACCGUGCCGCACGAGCCAUGGAAUCUAAGAGGGGCGCGAUACCCAGAUCCGGACGAAGAGAAGAAGGUAGUGGACUACCUCGAUGGCAAAAUACGUAUGCACGUCGCCGAUUACUCGAGCGGACCCUAUGCAUCCCCGUGGUUCUGUUUUAUUAAGCCCAACGGAACGCUAAGGUGGGUGCACGACUUGCAGAGACUGAAUGCGGUGACAGUGCGGGACGCAGGUGGGUUACCAAAUGCUGAUGCGUUGUCGGAAUCAUGCGCUGGGAGACCGAUAAUUUCACUUAUUGACCUCUAUUCCGGAUAUGACCAAUUUCCGGUCUACCCGCCAGACCGACCAGUGACAGCUAUGCACACACCUCGAGGGCUUAUCCACAUGAAUGUGGCUCCACAAGGGUGGGCGAAUGCGGUGGCAAUGGUCCAGAGGAAUAUGAUCCGGGUCAUGCAGACAGUUAGUCCACACAUCACGCAGCCGUACAUUGAUGACCUGGCAGUGAAAGGGCCGCGAAAAAGGGAAGACGAUGAGGUCCUGCCUGGAGUAAGGCGGUUUGUCUGGAGGCACGUUCAGGAUCUUGAUAAAGCCUUAGGCUUGCUUGAGGAGUACAACCUUUCGGCCAGUGGGCCUAAGUCUAAGCACUGUAUGAGGGAGGCGACUAUCUUGGGGUUCGUCUGUAAUGAGAAUGGUCGGCGGCCGGAUGUUAAGAAGACGGAUAAGAUAGUUGAGUGGCCGGUGCCAUUCUGCUCUGUAACAGAUGUAAGGAGCUUCCUGGGUAAGUGUGGGUUCUGGAGGUCCUUCGUCAAGAACUUUGCGGCAAAGACAGAGCAGUUAAGGAAGCUGGUCCGGCAGGAUCAGGAGUGGACCUGGGGUGAGGAUCAGGAAGAGGUUGUGGCCAACAUGAAGGAGGAGUUCCGGGAAGGAGGGUUGGUACUGGGUGCGCCUGAUUAUGACGCCACGGAGACGAGACCGUUCAUUGUGGAGACGGAUGCAGGACCGACGGCCUUGGGUGGAGUUCAAAUCCAAGCAGACCUCAAGGGGAAGGAGAGGCCGUUGCGCUUUGAGAGUCGCACGCUGUGUACGUCAGAAAGAAACUACUCUCAAUUCAAGAGGGAGACUCUCGCCGUCCUUCAUUGCUUGCGGAUUUUUCGAAACUACAUCUUCGGUAGGAGGUUCAUCUUAAGGGUAGACCCAACGGCUCUGGCUUUCUCCCUGAGGAAUUAUGUUCCGUCCGAUCCAACAGUUGCCAGGUGGUUGACCUACAUCUGGAUGUUCAACUUCGAGUUGGAACGGAUCCCAGGGAACAAGAACAGGGCAGAUGGGCUAAGUCGCAUCAACUGGGAUAGGCACGACGGGGAAGCUGUAGAGGAUACGCCCCCUAUUGAUGGCUUUCUGGACCAGGACGAGGACCUCCGCCUCCACAUCAAUAAGUGGUCCCCACGAGUCCCCAGCUGCGUUGACCAUCCUAUCUGGCACGCGCCUAAGGGGUAUGAGCGGAAAGUUGGGUUGGUGCUCAAGCCUUUCGAAGAAGAGGAUCCCUGGGGUGGUAAGGACGUCCAAUUGAUGACCAAGUUGGCACUCGCCGGUAGCCAUUGUAUGGUGCAUGAGGUACUGACGAUAGAGGAGGGCCCGGAUAAGGUAAAACGUCACGAGGAAUUAAUGGGAGGGAUGUACCUCCUCGUCAAUGCACUUCUGCAGGAGUCCCUUGAUCUGGAAAGCUCACUAAACCCGGCCGAAGGAAGAGGCACGGUGUUGGAGAGCCAGGAUGACGAGUUUGAAGAGGGAGAGAUCAAGGAGGCAUUCCGUGCAGAGGAGUAUGAAGGGAUUUACCUAGAGUUGGGACUUCUCUUAUCCUGCGAGAUGCGUGAUAGAGACGCAAGCCAUAGGGCGCAAAUGAUGAGGGAUCGUUACCUAGUAAGGGACGGUCAUCUCUUCGUAAGAAGGAAAGUAGGAAACCCCAGGCGGGUGGUAUGUGGUCGCAACCGUCAAAUCGACGUCAUAGCAGCGCUUCACGAUGGCAUUGAAGGCGGACACCGGGGAAUUACUGCCACAUAUGCCAAAAUAAGUGAGUUAUACUACUGGGACGGGAUGAUGGAGAUGGUUGGGAAAUUCUGCCGUUCCUGUGUGCCGUGCCAGGAGCAGUCUUGUCUAAGGCCAGGAGAGCCACUGCAUCCAAGGCUGGAGAGAGAGGUCGGGGCCGUAGUACACCUCGACUUGUUGUUCAUGCCCCUUGGAGAUCAUUGCUACAACUAUAUCUUCGAUGCGCGCGACAACCUAUCUGGCUUCGUAGAUGGACGGGCAAUCCGUACGAAGACUGGGCCAGUUCUGGUCAGCUGCAUCGAGGAGUAUUACCUACGCUACCCGUUCGUUAGGGAAUUCGUAAUGGACAGGGGGUCGGAGUUCACGUGUCAGGAGGUGCAAGAGUUGUUGUCAAGAUAUGGGGUAGUGGCUAACUACACCACGGCCGCCCACCCACAGGCAAAUGCUCCGGUGGAAAGGGGUCAUAGUACCAUUACGGCACAACUAGCAAAAUGGACCGAAGGUAAGCCCAGCCAGUGGCCGAGGUAUCUGAGGGCCGCCUUCUUCGUUGAGAACAUCACAGUGAAAAGGACCACUAAGUACGCGCCGGCCACACUGUGGUAUGGAAGACAUGCUACCUUUCCAAUCGAGAGCUUCCUAAAGACUUGGAGGCGUCAGGACUUGGAGGUAAAUCUGUCUUUCAAAGAAUUGCUCGAUAUUCGAGCUCGGCAGGUGGGCACGAUUGAGGAAAGGGUCCAGGAGGCAUCCGACCAGGUAGAGAGGAGCCGUAUGGACGAUAAGGCUCGCUGGGAUCAGUCGGCUCGUGUACGAAAGGUACCCUUGGUAGUUGGGGACGUCGUGCUCUUGUAUGAUUCAUCCCUGGAAAAACAAUGGUCCAGGAAGCUGGACAAGAGGUGGUUAGGUCCCUAUCGAAUCGUGCGAUGCGGAGAGUUCGGCGCAUACCAGAUCGAGGAGCUGAAUGGAGCAGAGUGGAAAGACUGGGUGUCAGGGACGAGGUUGAAAAAAUUCGUGGCCAGAGAAGAGGACGGACUUGCAGCCAUGCCAAGAGGAGGGAGGGGGACACGGCCACCACGACGGCCGGCGGGAGCAUCAGAAGGACAUGGACGGCAUGGGCCUUACCGUCGAGCAAGCACUCCAGUAUAUAACGAUGGGGAUAUCGAGUUAUUCAUGGACGAGUUCUGGAGCCACGCUGACCAUAUGGGGUGGACCGUGACUCAGACGAUCGAGAGGUUGAGGGGAGUUGGCAGGUUUAUGGAGCCCAUCGCACAGAUUCGUAGGGAGGCUCGAACGAGGUCGGAAGUGGAGGCGCGGAUGCAAGAGCUGCGACCGUCGCCUGUGGGGCCUGAUGGAAGACCUAUUCGGCUAGAGAUUGGGAAUGCAGAGGAGUUCGUCCCAGCAUUCGAGCAAUUCAUGCAGAACCAGGGAAUACUGCAAAGCGAAUGGAUGACGACAUUACCCCUGUGGACCCGAAAGGCGGAGAGACCUUUGGCCAGACAGAUCAGGGGCAUGGCCCAAGAUUGGGAUAGUUGUAGAGCGCACUUGAGGGCGGCAUUCCGGCAGCCAGAACCACCUUGGCCUAGAGUCGAAAGGCGCCUUAGGAGCAGCAGGCAGAGGGAACCUGAGCCCGCGGAGGACCGAACCUCGCGGAGAGGACGGAAGGCGCUUGCUAGGCGGGAAGAGGAGGACGUGCCUGAGGCAGAACGACAGGAGGAGCACCCCGAGGGUGGACUGGGGCCGGUAGAGUUCCACCGCUAUACUAGAGGAGGACUGGGGGAAGCGCCACAGCAUAAACAGGAAGAGAUACCGAUCGUCGAAGGGUUAUUGCAAGAGUUAGAGGCACACCUGGACGCUGCCCAGUGGAGAGAGCCGCCGAUGAGUGAGGGGCGCAUUGAGGCCAUCACGGAGGUACCACAAGAGGACGUUCCAGACCCUGAACAAGAGGAGGAGCCGAGUGCUACGAAAGAUCGGAUUGGGGACGAGAUCAUAGAAGUUGAGGAAGACACUCCCCCUCAGGGACCAGCCGUGGGGCUGAGGCUCGGUAGUCCACUCGAGAGCCCGCCAGAUACGAGGAAGAAAGUACAAAGGGAGGAAGUCUCGAUCUCGGUGCCGGAGACAGCCCUAUCGCCGACAGGAAUGGAGGCAAGUGAGGCGGAGGGGGCCAGUCUGAGAAGGGAGGCAGACAGCCUGAUUGAUAGCCAUCUGGCCGCCCAUGCUCUGGAGCAACCUAGUCUGGAAGCGGUCAUACCUGCGGAGUCACCCCGGGAACCAGGUCAGACCGAGAGAGAGGUGGAAACGGGGAUCUCGGGGGAAGUCGAACAACGCACGGUAGAGGAAGUACCAGCGAAAGCAACGGCUGAGGAGAAACGGGCUAGAGUGGCAAGACGCUGGGAGGAAAUCCGGCAGGAGGGGCAAAGAUUGGAAGCAGCGGGGGUACUCCCAAGUCCGCCACCGCCCUACAAACCAUAUGGGCUCCGGGAGAUGUGGGAAGAGUUUCUUGCUCGUCAUGGCGAAGGGUUGACGACCCCAGGCAAGGCGGAGGUCGAAACCUCACAGAGAGUUGAUGAGUAUUUGGAUCACAGGAUUCGCUCCGUGUCCGAGACCUCCUUUGACAGGUAUAUGAUGUUGGAGGCAGAUCUGAGAAGGAGGGAACUGAAGGAAGCAGGGCUGGAGUCACGGUUGGGGACCGUUGAGGCGGAAGUCCGUGAGCUCAGGGCUCUGGUGGCUAGCCAGGCCGCCACCAUCCUGGAAUUGACGCAGCAACUCCAUGGCAACAGGGAUGGGGCGAAGAGUAGCAGGCCAGGAGAGCAGAGUCAGCCAAGACAUGGCGUAUCAGAGCAACCAGUUGUGGCCGAGCCUCAGCAAGAGGCACCUAUGGGAAGAGUCAUUUUGGAGCCUAGAGGCCAAGAGGAAGGCUGAGAGGGAAGCCUUCGAAUUCAGAGCCCCUACGGAGC
Messenger RNA from Chara braunii, 7258 nucleotides. The record is from the annotation of a GenBank genome assembly. Lineage: Eukaryota; Viridiplantae; Streptophyta; Charophyceae; Charales; Characeae.